CCAGAGAGGAGGAGUUUUCCUCAUGUCUCUUUCAGCGGGGGACUGCUGCUCUCUCUCUCCUGCUCCAGUAAGUGGAGGUGUAAGUUCCUUCUUCACCAGCCUCAACUUCAUUUAUCAGGUGAGUAGAGCUUUCUAAUGCUUGUUUGUUUGACAUCCUUGAAAUAAGAAAGGAGUUUAAUAACUUUUACUGCUUAAGCCAGUCAUUAUGUGAAGGUUAAUUUGUUUAUUUUGGUUGUACUUUGGCUGAAAGAGGUUAAUUAAGUAUCUGACGCUGCUAACCUCUCAGAGAACAAGUUUGACACAUGGCAACAGAAAGAAGGAGCUUUGAUUUUUCACAUGGUGUGACUAAAUCUUGUAAAAGGCGGAUUUUAAGUUAAGUCACUGAUAUGCUUGUAUGCAUGGUGUUAACAUGAGAUGUCUUCAUGCCAGGCUCUAAACCACCAAACACAACAGAAAAAAACAGACAAAAAGAUUAAUUGCCCUGAUUUGAACUUAAACUGUCAGAGGACAUGAAGCCUGCUGCUCAUGUCUCAAAGUCUAUAAAAGGAACGUCAUGGGAGAGCCAUUCAGCGAUGCUAUUCCUGGACGUACUGCUGAUAAAAUGUGACAGAUGCAAAGAGGGGGCUUGUUGACGCACUCUCUGGCCCCCAGCAUCACCUGGCUGCACACAUGUUUUCAAAAGGUGUCAGUUUCCGGUUGUGCCUGAAAAGAAAACUACGCAUUUCAGAUUGUUAAAUGACACCUUUCCACUUAAAUCCAGCAAGUAAAUUUGAGGACUUUGAUUACUGUUAGGAAAACAAUGAAGAAGACACAAGGACAACAGGGCCUCCAUGCAAGAACACAAUUAAAGCUUGUGCAUGCAAAGCUCAACAAUAUAUACCUUUUCAAUGUAGUUUGGUAUCCUGAAGGUGGCAUACUUUUAAGUCCUCCGAAUGUCCACUCACAAUUUGAUAAGAUGUCCAGAUCUUUUGCAUAUGACUUUGUCUGCCAGGUUUACACAAUAUAUCUUCAUCACAUCUUUAUUAUAGAGACAAACUGGACACAGAAAAAGAUCUUUUUUUUUUCUUUUCUGGGACAAAAAAUGUAAAAAAAAGCCAAUUCAGUUGGUAUAACCUCAUUCACCCUUUGCCACAGCUGAUACAUUUUAUUUAGAGCUAAAUCAAAAAUAAAAGGCUAAAUUUGUCCUGCUCCUGAGAGUAAUAUACUGUUUUUUUAACCAGUGACUAUGAUAUUGACUCGCAUUGUUGCUACCAAAGGAUAGUGUCACAGUUAUCUGACAUUUUUCUGACGUUAAAAUCUAAAGAGUAAAGCAUUUGAUUUAUCAGCACCUUUCAAGACACCCAGGAUCACCUUGUUUUCUUUGUAUUUCAGAAGGUUUGGGCUGUGUACUGCUGCUUCAGCCAUGGCACCCAAAAAGAACAAGACGACCAAGAAGAACAAAGGAGACAUAAAUGAGAUGACCAUCAUGGUGGAGGACAGCCCAAUCAACAAGAUCAACGGCUUAAACACUCUGUUGGAGGGGGGAAACGGCUUUAGUUGCAUUUCCACUGAAGUCAAUGAUUCUGCGUAUGCCCCCAACCUCCUCGAAGGUUUGAGCAACAUGAGACAUGACAGCUUCCUCUGUGAUCUGACAGUCGCCACCAAGUCAAAGUCAUUCGAUGUCCACAAGGUGGUCAUGGCCUCCUGCAGCGAGUACAUUCGAAACAUCUUGAAGAAGGAUUCCGCCCUCCAGAAGAUCGACCUGAACGACCUCUCACCUGUUGGCCUUGCCACAGCCAUCACAUAUGCUUACUCUGGAAAGCUGACCCUGUCACUGUACAGUAUCGGGAGCACCAUCGCGGCAGCCAUGCUGCUGCAGAUUGGCACUUUGGUGAAGAUGUGCAGCGAUUUCCUCAUGCAGGAGCUCAGCGUGGAGAACUGCAUGUAUGUGGCCAAUAUCGCUGAUGCCUAUGACCUCAAAGAAACCAAAGAGGCAACUCAGAAGUUCAUGCGGGAGAACUUCAUCGAGUUUUCCGAGAUGGAGCAGUUCCUGAAGCUCACCUACGAGCAGAUCAGUGAUUUCCUCGCUGAUGAUUCCCUGCAACUUCCCUCCGAGAUCACAGCCUUCCAGAUCGCCAUGAAGUGGUUGGACUUUGACGAGAAGAGGUUGAAGUAUGCUGCAGAUCUCCUGACCCACAUCCGAUUUGGCACUAUCUCCGCCCAGGACCUGGUGAAUCAUGUUCAGAGUGUGCCCAGAAUGAUGCAAGACUCCGAGUGCCACCGUCUUCUUGUUGACGCCAUGAAUUACCACCUGCUGCCGUACCAACAGAACAUCCUCCAGUCACGCAGAACGAAGGUACGCGGUGGCCUCAAGGUAAUCCUCACCGUUGGUGGACGCCCUGCCUUGACAGAGAAAUCCCUGAGCAAAGAAGUUCUUUAUAGAGAUACGGAUAAUGUUUGGAAUAAAUUGACAGAGAUGCCAGCAAAGAGCUUCAAUCAGUGCAUCGCAGUCUUGGAUGGCUUUCUUUAUGUGGCCGGUGGUGAGGACCAGAACGAUGCAAGGAACCAGGCCAAGCAUGCUGUCAGCAACUUCUGCAGGUAAGAACUGAAUGCCUUUUUCUAAACUUUGCAUGGCAUCAGUUAUUACAGGAAUAGUUGGAAAUGACAAUAACUCUUCUUUGUUUAGAUAUGAUCCUCGCUUCAACACUUGGAACCACUUGAGCAACAUGAUCCAGAGGCGUACCCACUUCAGUCUCAACACCUUCAAUGGCCUCUUGUUUGCCAUCGGAGGGCGAAACGCUGAUGGUGUUCAGGCUUCAGUGGAGUGCUAUGUCCCUUCAUCCAACCAGUGGCAGAUGAAGGCUCCUAUGGAGAUCCCUCGCUGCUGUCACGCCAGUUCCCUCAUCGACGGCAAGAUCCUUGUAUCAGGAGGUUACAUCAACAAUGCUUACUCCAGGGCUGUGUGCUCAUACGACCCAUCCACCGACACCUGGCAGGAUAAGAACAGCCUGAGCACACCUCGAGGAUGGCACUGCGCCGCCACAGUAGGUGACCGGGCCUACGUCAUCGGUGGUAGCCAGCUGGGAGGUCGUGGGGAGAGGGUGGAUGUCCUUGCUGUGGAGUGUUUCAACCCUCACUCUGGGCAGUGGAGCUACUGCACGCCUCUUCACACAGGUGUGAGCACGGCGGGUAUUUCUGUUUUGAACAACAAGGUGUAUCUCCUUGGGGGCUGGAACGAGGGUGAGAAGAAGUACAAGAAGUGCAUUCAGGUGUUCAACCCUGACCUCAACGAAUGGACUGAGGAUGACGAGUUACCAGAAGCUACAGUCGGCAUUUCAUGCUGUGUCGUCACCAUCCCCACAAGGAAAACACGAGAGUCCAGAGCCAGUUCAGCAUCUUCUGCACCAGUCAGUAUAUAAAGCAUUAGGUGAUAGUAGAACCAUAGUUUACAUGUCUAAAGGUCCCCAGGUUUUCUGUUGCAUAAAUCUUGGUUCCAAACUCUACAGUUGUCCUCCUUUUUUUUGCUAAAACAUGUUUUAACUCUCCUCAGAUGAGCUAAACAGAAUAAAAUUUAAAGAUGAUAAAUUUGGGAACAUGUUCUCGAGAUUUUUUUUUUAAAAUACUCAUCAUUUGCAGCAGGGCUAGAGUUUUUAAUAAGAAUUUUAAAGUGUUUUGAUAUUUAUAAAAUUAAUUAAAAUCAAUAUGAUGCCUUUUUAUGAUAUAUAAAAGCAAAUAAGACUAUUUGAUAAGGUAUUUAUACUGUCAUUUUUUAUAGCUCAAACUAGCAGUAGGAGGUAGAUGUCAACUGAGCCCCGACAGAAACAGCCUUGUAACUACUAUCAUAUAAAAUUUUCACCAUAAAUUGUACAUUUGACUGCCAGAAGAUACAUUUUGCGUCUGUAAGGAAAGAGAAACAAAGACUUCUUUGUCCACAGGGGGGCGCCAAAAUUGACACAAACUUAAAGUUCCUCACAGGAGCUUUAAUAAUCAAUAUCAGUUCAAGACAAGGGGACAGGUCAGAAGACAAUUUUUUCAUUGACAGAAACUUAUUGUGGGGCCAGCCAGUUGUAUUUACUACAUCCAACUGUUUUCUUCAUGCAAAUAUAAUGUCAUUUACAACUCAAAUCAUGAAAAUUAAAAGGCAAAUGAAAUUGAUUCAAACAGAACAGUAAUAAAUAGCAAAGAUGUUAGUAUUGCAGGAUUUUGUUUAUGGUGACUGUGGCUACUGUGAUUCUCAGAUACUUGAACAGAAUAAUAAACAGGAAGAUAACUGGAGCUGGAUGAAGUGUUGGCAUCACCUGCCAGGAGUGGGUGUUCAUGAUUAGAGUUAAAACACACAAACACACACACAGAAGGGCUGCAGUGUGUCCACAUGUGUAUCAGGCAGUCUGUUGUAUGUUUAUGUGAUCACCGUAAACACUUGGAUGAAUUCUGCAGGGAAAACGCUGUGAAGAUACUGAAGGUUGAAUGAGAUGGAUGUGAUAAAUUAUUUUGUAAAAAAGAAAAAGAAAAAUAUAACCGGAGGAAAGAUGUUGUCAGCCUGAGCUUUCCUGGAGUAUGAAUUCCUUGAAUGCUCAUGUCUUUUUUUUUUCUUUGUUUGUUUUUGAAUUAAAGAAAUGAAGUGUAA
Messenger RNA from Xyrichtys novacula (pearly razorfish), 4606 nucleotides. The record is from the annotation of a GenBank genome assembly. Lineage: Eukaryota; Metazoa; Chordata; Actinopteri; Labriformes; Labridae.